Musa acuminata subsp. malaccensis (wild Malaysian banana) is the source of this 1200-nucleotide messenger RNA. RefSeq lists its product as uncharacterized. NCBI's taxonomy places the organism in Eukaryota, Viridiplantae, Streptophyta, Magnoliopsida, Zingiberales, Musaceae. The record is from RefSeq and is a predicted model, not a curated record.
CACGCAUAUGUCUCUACAACCCGCUAUAAUUUAUACAGGGCGAUUAGUGCCCAAAUUUGCUUCGUCUCGUUCUCUUGCUUUGCAUUUGGGUUUGGAUUGGGGUUUGCGUCAGUGAAACGGAUCGGGGUUUCGUAAAGAGGGGUAGGAGAGGAUCGAUCCCCCACUCUUCUCGCCUCUUGGUUCGAUCGAUGGCGAGGAAGCGGAAAUCGGAGGCGACGGGGCUCGAUGAGGCCGAUCGGACGCUGUACUCCACCUUCUGCGCUGCCGCUAAUUCCCUCUCGCAGCUCUACACGCAGGCCAUGAACCAGCAGAAGCUUGCCUUCCAGGCCGGCGAGCGUCAUGCGCUGGAGAAGCUUUAUCAAUGGAUCAUGAGAAAGCAUGAGGAAGGGUCAAGGAUUACUGUAUCUGAUAUAGUUACCCAUAUUCAGAGUGAGAUGGAUUAUACUGGAGAAGAUGCAUUAAUCACUCCAAGAUCACCAUUCCAACAUGAACACCAACAAACAACAAUGCACAUAGCAAACUCUGGUGUCCAACCUCCAUCUGGUUUGUUUGGACAGCCAACAGUUGGACUUGCCCCCCGAAGUGGUCAUGCUGAUCAAGCGAAAAACUCAGUUUUCUCAAAUGCUCUUUCCAGCCCUGUACGCAGGAGCCUUCAACCAUAUCAGCUUGCUCAAGGAAGUGGAUUUUUUCCAAAUGCUGAUCUACAGACCGGAAAUGCAGGAGCUAGAAACCAGGAUUCAAAUCAAAACCGGGAAGCUAAUUCUCUCAGCUCCAACGAUUCAUCUAUGGAUAACGCAGAGAGCCCACCUCACGAAUCUUAUUGAGAACGCUUCUUGCCUUGUGAUUCAAAUCUAGUUCAAGAGCUUCAAACUACUGCAGCCUUCAAUCUAUGUUCUACUGUAAUCUAAGAGGAUACAAGAAAAGGCUAGUUGACGUCUGAACUAGAUUUUAUCAGCCAGUCGUGCCAAGCGAUGCAUGUGGUUGCGAAGAAUUCAAGUCGUAUAUAAUGUGUGCUUUGAUCGUCUCGUUGCCCUCGAAUGUCUCUCUCUAUUACAUUAUGGACUUAAACGUGAGUUGUCCAUUUUAGUUUUGUUUCUAAAACUGGUAAUUGCUUUGUACAUGAACAAGAGCUUCUUAUAUAAGUUGGUCCUGUAUUCCUACAACUGAUAUAUUUUAUGCUAUAGCAUGUUUGAAUGGGAA